Dracunculus medinensis (Guinea worm) is the source of this 1128-nucleotide messenger RNA. NCBI's taxonomy places the organism in Eukaryota, Metazoa, Nematoda, Chromadorea, Rhabditida, Dracunculidae. The record is from the annotation of a GenBank genome assembly.
AUGAUGGAACGAAUAGUUGAGCGUGAUGAUAAUUCAAUAGAUAUAUUAACAUUAGAUACACCGAAUUUGGCAAAUGUUCUUUCAUCGAGUGAAUUCCCAUCCACAGCUGAAAUAAUUCAAAAGUGUAUAUCUGUUAAUCCUUUUGAGCUGAAAUUUCGUGAAGCUAAUCGUCGAAUCAGUCAGUUCCCCGCAAAUCUUUCUUUGCCCACAACGGCAGGUAUUACUCUUUUAAAAUUGCCAUCUACUUUGGCUCAUUCACCAACUAUAUUCUCAAAUAUAAACGUGUUAUCAGCAGAUUUUGAAAAUGAAGGUUUUAAAACAGCCGAACUUUCACGAUUGGUUCAACAGGGGGAAUUUUUUUUAUCAUUCCUUUCAUCUCAGAUUUCACGAUCCCCUAGAACGGCUGAUGUUUUGAAUGCAGUAUUAGAUAUGCAUACUGAUAGACUGAGUACUAUUGGUUAUGGGAAUGCAACAAUAGCUACAUCUCGACCUCUGCAACCUUCAGUUGCAUCUUCCUUAUUAUCAGGCGCAAUUCCAUCGACAUCAGCGAAUUCAGAUACGCGUUCUUCACUGAUUUUUUGUCCACCAUGUUCUUCUUCAUCACCCUCCAAUUUGCUUACCUCAUUCGUGACCGCGAAUAACCCGUCUUCUCUUGAUUCCACCUUAUUUUCCCAGGCAGUUAUUUCAAGGCCUCAGAGCACCAUGCCUUCUGCUCAACAACCUGUCGAUGUAUCUCUGCAAACCCUAAGUCGUAGUGGUCGUGGUCGUGGCCGUUCAUCUCUUGCCUCAGAGCUGCCACCGGAUGAACGUCGUGUCACCAUACUUGAGAGAAAUAAGGCUGCAGCGGUGCGAUAUCGAAAACGUAAAAAAGAAGAGCACGACGAGAUGAUCACUAGAGUUCACGUACUUCAGCAGGAAAAUGUUGCACUUUCAACUCAAAAUCAAGUUCUUCGGCGGGAACUAGAACGAGUUAACGAAAUGCUAAAAUUGCACGAAUCUCGUUGCGUUUGUCGUUUGGGGAAUGAUGGCCUUCGAGCAGGAUCACCAGCUAAAGUUGAUAUAAUGUCUAAUACGAACCAACAUGAAACUUCUAGUUACUUGCCCCAGCAACUAUUGAUGAUGAAAUGA